Messenger RNA from Carassius gibelio (silver crucian carp), 843 nucleotides. RefSeq names its product voltage-dependent L-type calcium channel subunit alpha-1D-like. The transcript has 7 exons. Gene Ontology annotation, cellular component: membrane; voltage-gated calcium channel complex. Gene Ontology annotation, molecular function: high voltage-gated calcium channel activity. The record is from RefSeq and is a predicted model, not a curated record. Gene Ontology annotation, biological process: calcium ion import across plasma membrane. Lineage: Eukaryota; Metazoa; Chordata; Actinopteri; Cypriniformes; Cyprinidae. Bases 169 to 744 code for a protein of 191 amino acids.
UUUGCCGAUGCAUGGAACACGUUUGAUGCCUUAAUUGUUGUUGGUAGCAUCGUUGACAUUGCAAUCACGGAGAUCAAUCAAACAGAAGCUGCUGUAUUUGCAGUAUAGACAGGGAACACUGAAGGCAGUGCAAGAAUUUCCAUCACAUUCUUUCGUCUGUUUCGUGUGAUGCGCUUAGUGAAGUUGUUGAGCAGAGGAGAGGGCAUUCGCACGCUCCUGUGGACCUUCAUCAAAUCAUUUCAGGCUCUUCCAUAUGUGGCUCUGCUGAUUGCCAUGCUAUUCUUCAUCUAUGGUGUCAUUGGAAUGCAGGUGUUCGGGAAGAUUGCCAUGGUGGAUGGAACCAGUAUUAAUCGUAACAAUAAUUUCCAGACCUUUCCUCAAGCUGUGCUCCUGCUAUUCAGAUGUGCGACGGGUGAGGCAUGGCAGCAGAUCAUGUUGGCAUGUUUGCCGGGCAAACAGUGUGACUCUGAGUCCGACUAUAACCCUGGAGAGGAGAAAACCUGUGGCAGCAACUUUGCUAUCCUCUACUUCAUCAGCUUCUACAUGCUCUGUGCUUUUCUGAUCAUUAAUCUGUUUGUCGCUGUCAUCAUGGACAACUUUGACUACCUGACGCGUGAUUGGUCAAUUCUUGGACCUCAUCACUUAGAUGAAUUUAAGAGGAUCUGGUCGGAAUAUGAUCCUGAGGCCAAGUAUAUAUCCAAAAGAUGCAGUACUUCUAGAUCACCCUGUGUGUGUUUUGUUUGACAGUGAGUAUUGUGUGUGUAUCAGGGGCCGUAUAAAACACUUAGAUGUGGUGACAUUACUGCGCAGGAUUCAACCACCUCUGGGCUUUGGCAAGCUGUG